GAAGUUUCAAGACAUUUGUAAAGAGUUUUUUUAUCCAAAAAUUUUACAAUGCUCGGAUAUAACAAUGGAGAGUUGGAUGUGCACCCAAGAAUCCAACGGUAAAUAAUCCAACGGCGAAGAUUCCAACUAGAAAUUGAAACUCCUUUUUUCCCAUCUGUUUGGUUUCUUCAUUUUUAACUCUUAUAUAAAUGAAACAUACUUAUUAUUUACCUCGACUUUGUCAUAAUUAUUUGUCAUCAUUCUUUUGGUUUAUAAUCAAGGGACUAUAUGAUCCUUCUCUGUCAUCACCUUGCUUGGAAUGUGAACCUGCAGACAAGAAUUAGAGCCGGCUAAGACAACUUCAACUCGGACUGGAAUAUUAGAGCGUACAAAUUAGUCCCGAGGAGGGAGAUGUUGGCAUGAUUGCCAUGGUACCUGGGAUUCUUAUCCAACUGGUCUCCUUGGCGGAAUUGUUUGUAUUUUCAGCUGCAGUAGCAGCAGCACAAGCUUUGCCUGGCUGCCCAAAUAAAUGCGGGAAUUUGUCAAUCCCGUACCCUUUUGGGAUAUCCGAUGGCUGCCACCUCAGAGAUGAAUUCCUCAUCGUUUGCAACGAAACCUCACAACCCCCCACGGCAUUUUUGACAGGAACUGUAAUCCCAGUCUCCAACAUAUCCCUUGACGGUGAGCUACAAAUAAUGCAGUUUGUAGCAAGAGAUUGUUAUGUCAAGGAGGGUUUAUCAGAUACCAAAAAAAGCAACACCCCAAGGCUAAGGCUCUUCCCUCCUUAUACGAUUUCGGGCACGAAAAACAAGUUCAUUGCUGUUGGUUGUGACACUUACGCGAUCUUUGAAGGAGUGCGUGGGAGCGAAAAGUACGUAACCGGUUGCAUGACCUUCUGCGAGAGCUUAGGGAGCAUUCGUGAGUCUUGCUCCGGCAUUGGGUGCUGCCAGACUUCAAUCCCAAGUGGGCUUCAAGUUCGUACCGUGAUGAUGAGUAGCUACUUCAAUCAUACGCUUAUAUGGGACUUUAAUCCAUGUAGCUAUUCCUUCAUUGUGGAAGAAGGCCAGUUCACAUUUUCUAAUAGAAGUUUCCAAGAGCUCGAAAACACAAGCUGGCUUCCGAUGGUUCUCAAUUGGGCAAUUGGGGAUGAAGAAUGUGAUGCAGCUCAAAAGAAGGAGGACUAUGCAUGCAAGGGAAAUAGCACUUGUGUCAGCCCCGUCAAUCUGUCCGGCUACUUUUGUCGGUGCUCGCCAGGUUACGAAGGAAAUCCGUACCUCCCAGAGUGUUGUCAUGAUAUCGACGAGUGUGAGAUUUCAAACCGUUGCAGCGCAGGAGCGUGUAUAAAUUUACCUGGAAAUUAUUCUUGUGUCUGUCCAAAAGGGUUCAAAGGCGACGGAAUGAAAACUGGAACUGGUUGCAGCAAAGACAAUGGAAGCAAUCUUUCCAAGAGCAUUCGCUUGCUUAUUAUCUCAUUGGCUGUGACAGUAGCCUCCUUGAUUUUCCUGGUGGGAGGUUCAUGGGCCUACUGGGGAAUGAAGAAAAACAACUACAUCAAACUCAGAGAAAAGUAUUUCAAAGAGAAUGGUGGCAUGUUGUUACAACAACGACUUGCAAGUCGCCAAGGAGGAUUUGUGGAGACAACAAAAAUCUUUACAGCAGAAGAACUUGAUAAGGCCACAGACAACUAUGAUGACAGUAGAGUCCUUGGUGAAGGAGGCUACGGUACAGUUUACAAGGGAAUACUACCAGAUAAUGAAGUGGUUGCCAUAAAGAAGUCGAAAAUCGGAGCUUCAAUCCAAAGUGAGCAGUUUAUAAACGAAGUUAUUGUUCUUUCUCAAGUCAACCACAGAAAUGUGGUGAAGCUACUGGGUUGCUGUUUGGAGACACCGGUGCCUUUACUAGUUUACGAGUUCAUUGCCAGAGGAACUCUUUAUUAUCAUCUUCAACGUAAAGAGCAAAGAACCGUCGCUUUCAUGGAGUUACGGUUGAAGAUCGCAGCCGAAACUGCCGGAGCACUAGCGUACUUGCACUCCUCCACUUCCAUGCCAAUCAUACACCGAGAUGUGAAAACAACGAAUAUAUUAUUAGACGAAAAUUACACAGCAAAAGUGUCGGACUUCGGAGCUUCGCGAUUGAUUCCUCUAGAUAAAGCUCAAAUCACAACUCUAGUGCAAGGGACUCUAGGGUACUUGGACCCUGAAUACUUCCAUUCGAACCAGCUAACAGAAAUGAGUGACGUCUACAGUUUCGGAGUUGUUCUUGUGGAGCUACUAACAAGAAAAGUGGCACUGUCAUUUACUAGGCCUGAAGAAGAGAGAAACCUGGCAAACUUCUUCGUUUGUUCCGUGGAACGGGGUCACUUGACUCAAAUUCUCGAUGACGACAUAGUCACCGAGAGAAAUCUUGAGACACUGAAAAGAGUGGCUAAUCUUGCAAGUAGAUGCUUGAGGGUGAAAAGGGAGGAAAGGCCUACCAUGAAAAAGGUAGCAAUGGAGCUAGAGGGGAUGCAGACUGCGACGAAGCAUCCACGGAGAAGUGCUGAUUUCAGUCCAGAGGACACUGAAUACUUGCUCGGGCCGCCUUCAUUGGCUUAUGCUAGAGGUGAUAGUUGUUCUAGUACUAGCAUAACCAUUGGUGCAACUAGUGUGUACAAAAGCAUGCAAAUCGAAAUGUUAAUGAGACAGGGUGAUGGCCGAUAAUCCAUCGUUUCUCAAUAGUGUACAUCUUUGAAUAUAAUUAACAGAGAGCUACUCAGGCACACAAGAAAUGAAAUACAUUUCAAGCACAUGUUCAACACAACAUCUUCGAAUAUAAUUAACAGAUUGACAUUUCUUCGGUGGAAUUCACAAACGAGUUCUAACACGAAAAUGGUGUCUACAACAUAUGGAAUUUCAAAGCUACAAAUCUCAGGAAAAGCAAGUAAUUUUGACAACUCAAUCUAAUUUGUUUAUUCUCGGAAGUCACAAGAAUCACCUAGACCAAAAUGCUCAACCUGUUCAUUACAGUGAAAAUCAUGAUCACGAACCUUGCAAUAAAAUUUGAAAUAGAAA
Messenger RNA from Pyrus x bretschneideri (Chinese white pear), 3029 nucleotides. Its product is annotated as wall-associated receptor kinase 2-like. Gene Ontology annotation, cellular component: plasma membrane. NCBI's taxonomy places the organism in Eukaryota, Viridiplantae, Streptophyta, Magnoliopsida, Rosales, Rosaceae. Gene Ontology annotation, molecular function: protein serine/threonine kinase activity; polysaccharide binding; ATP binding. Gene Ontology annotation, biological process: cell surface receptor signaling pathway; protein phosphorylation. The record is from RefSeq and is a predicted model, not a curated record.